Chaetomium fimeti is the source of this 847-nucleotide messenger RNA. RefSeq lists its product as uncharacterized. Bases 172 to 675 code for a protein of 167 amino acids. The record is from RefSeq and is a predicted model, not a curated record. Lineage: Eukaryota; Fungi; Ascomycota; Sordariomycetes; Sordariales; Chaetomiaceae. The transcript is spliced from 4 exons.
CUAUAAACCAGCUCGCCCUCUAGCCACUCACCUAGCACUUGCCUUUUCUUCAUCUCGUACACCACUUGGCCAAACAAACACCAUCCAAUCUAUUCACUCUCCAUCUGAAGAGACAGACGAACAUUCUCGAUUUCAGACUUCCAACUUCAGAACAGAUCUCAACCACCCACCAUGUCUCUGCACUAUCUCCCCGCCGUCAAGCCGUCGGCCAUCGCCCUCGGCACCGUCUUCAACCACGCCGCUGAGCUGGCCGUGCUCACCCCUCUCUUCGGUCAGACAUACCAGCGCGCCAAGGCGUCCAACACCAAGGAGGAGUUCCUCCGGUCACGGGAGGCAACGGGCGCCGCCAUCGCUUGGGGUACCGCCUUCGUCGGCUCGGGGUUGCAGGCGUACGGUGUGGGUGCCCUCAUCAACGCCACGGGCACCCUCAGCUAUAAGGGUGCGGCCUACUUGGGCGGCCUGAUCUUUGCCGCUACCAGUGCUCCUACCUUCAUCAGCCAACUAUUCGUCGAGAAGCGUGCGCUGGAGCAGGUGGGUGUCAGCGUUCUGGCCAAGCUGUUUGAGACGGUUGGCCUGUCUGUCUUUAUGACCUGGUGGGGAACACGCACCAACCCGUUUGAGCACACCGGCGCCGGUGGCACCCCCCUGACCCGGAGCGCGUUCCGGUCCGACUAAACGGAGAGAAGGAAACAGAACGGGGUUGACAUUCUUUAAUUGCAUCGAGCGCACCCAAUAGAGUGACCUCGGGAACAGAAUGGGUUGUGGUUUCGCGCGUUCUUUGGCUGUAAUCGUACUCCGGUGUUAGCAUUCAGGAAUCUGGAAACUUUGAUCACACUUGCCAUUUUCU